Messenger RNA from Sphenostylis stenocarpa, 2298 nucleotides. The record is from the annotation of a GenBank genome assembly. Lineage: Eukaryota; Viridiplantae; Streptophyta; Magnoliopsida; Fabales; Fabaceae.
AUGUAUUCAAUAACUUGCCAGUGCUCUAGUGUGCUUUCCAAUUCUUCACCAGUAGUGGUGGCUAAUGAUAAAAUUAAUAAUGUGAGACAUGCUAAUUUUGCUCAAAUCCCUUCAUGGGUCUCUUUAAAAAGUAGUCAUUCUUCAUUGAAGACCAAUCAAAAUAAAAAUGGCCAAGUGGAAAACUUGCAUUUGAUUUCUUUAACCAAACAAGGAAAGGUUAGAGAAGUGCAUGAAUUCAUUGAAAGAAUGGACAGAGAGGGUAUUUCCAUUAAUCCUCAAUCUUACGAAUCCCUCUUUAAAAUGUGUGGAACACUGAGAGCAUUGUCCGAUGGAAAAUUAUUGCAUAAUAGACUAAAGAGAAUGUCCAACAACAAUAAUUUCGUUGACAAUUGCAUCCUUCAAAUGUAUUGUGACUGUAAGAGUUUCACAACUGCAGAGAAAUUCUUCGAUGAAAUGGUUGAUAGGGACUUGUUCUCUUGGGCCACCAUUAUAUGUGCUUACACAAAGGAAGGGCAUAUAGAUGACGCUGUUAGAUUACUCUUGCGUAUGCUGGAUUUGGGGAUUAUACCCAACUCCUCUAUCUUCAGUACACUUAUUAUGUCUUUUGCAGAUCCUUCAAUGUUAGACAUUGCCAAACAGUUACAUUCUCAGCUGAUAAGGAUUGGGUUUGCUGCUGAUAUUUCUAUUGAGACGUUAAUCUCCAAUAUGUACGUCAAGUGUGGGUGGUUGGAUGGUGCUGAAGUUGCACUGAAUAAGAUGACUAGGAAAAAUGCUGUUGCAUGCACUGGGUUGAUGGUGGGCUAUACACAAGCUGCAAGGCACAGUGAUGCUCUGUUGUUAUUUGCCAAGAUGAUAAAUGAAGGUGUAGAGUUGGAUGAGUUUGUCUUUUCUAUUGUGCUCAAGGCUUGUGCUGCUUUAGGAGACUUAUUUACCGGAAGGCAAAUUCAUAGUUACUGUAUAAAACUUGGUUUGGAAUCUGAGGUCUCAGUUGGUACUCCACUUGUGGACUUUUAUGUCAAGUGUACAAGAUUUGAGGCUGCACGUCGAGCUUUUGAGAGCAUAUUUGAACCCAAUGAUUUCUCGUGGAGUGCUUUAAUUGCUGGAUAUUGCCAAAGUGGUAGAUUUGACAUGGCUCUAGAGGUUUUUAAGACAAUAAGAAGUAAAGGGGUGUUAUUGAAUUCAUUCAUCUAUACCAACAUUUUCCAAGCAUGUUCUGCUGUCUCAGAUUUGAUCUCCGGUUCUCAAAUCCAUGCAGAUGCAAUAAAAAAGGGGCUAGUUGCAUACCUAUCUGGGGAGAGUGCUAUGAUCACCAUGUACUCAAAAUGUGGCAAAGUAGAUAACGCACAUCAAGCAUUUUCGACAAUAGUUAAACCUGAUACUGUUGCAUGGACUGCAAUAAUAUGUGCUCAUGCUUACCAUGGCAAAGCUUCUGAAGCUUUAACGCUUUUUAAAGAGAUGCAGAGGUCUGGUGUAAGGCCAAAUGAGGUCACAUUCAUAGGUUUGUUAAAUGCUUGUAGCCACUCAGGUUUAGUUAAGGAGGGGAAGCAAUUUUUGGAUUCAAUGAGCGACAAAUAUGGUGUGAACCCAACAAUUGAUCAUUACAAUUGCAUGAUUGAUAUAUACUCUCGUGCUGGACUACUACAGGAGGCUCAUGAGAUGAUAAGGAGUCUGCCAUUUGAACCUGACGUGACGAGUUGGAAAUGUUUAUUAGGAGGAAGUUGGAGCCAUCAGAAUCUUGAGAUUGGAAUGAUUGCCGCUGAGAACAUCUUUCGUCUUGACCCACUAGACUCUGCUACUUAUGUGAUCAUGUUCAACUUGUGUGCUUUAGCUGGGAAAUGGGAUGAGGCAGCCCAAUUUAGGAAGAUGAUGGCUGAAAGGAACUUGAGGAAGGAAGUCAGUUGCAGCUGGAUUAUUGUGAAGGGUGAAGUCCACCGUUUUGUGGUAGGUGAUAGACACCACCCUCAAACAGAACAAAUAUACUCAAAAUUAAAAGAACUCAAUCUUUCUUUCAAAAGGGGUGAGGACUGCCUUCUCAAUGAUGAGGAUGCUGUAUUUGACUUUACUGAACGCAAAGAGCAGCUUCUUGAUCAUAGUGAGAGACUAGCUAUAGCCUAUGGUCUCAUAUGUACCACAGCUGAGACCCCCAUUCUGGUAUUCAAAAAUACACGAUCAUGCAAAGACUGCCAUGAUUUUGCAAAAAGAGUCUCAAUAGUAACUGGUCGUGAAUUAGUUGUUAGAGAUGCCAAGAGGUUUCAUCAUAUUAGUUCGGGGGAAUGUUCUUGCUCUGAUUAUUGGUGA